CGGAAGUCACAGUUUGAGCACUCAGUUCGAUCUGUUUGUGUUCAGAUUUUCAUCAUGAGAGAGUUGAAGAAAGAAGUGAUGAAGACAAAACUGAUGGAGAGAGACAGUUUACAGAAGCUGGAAAAGGUUUCCUGUCAAUCUUCAGUGUGUGUGACUGAUGGGACCUCCACAGAAUGUCAGGAUUCAGUGUGGAGCGGCAGAGAUCAGUCCACACCACAGCAGCUGCUGGACAAACUCUCUGAACAGAGAUCCAGAGACACACAGGACUCACAGCUCACUUUACUCUGUUCUACUGAUGCUCAGGAGAGUGUGUGUGACAGUAAUCAGGGUGAUCAAACCUCCACAGAGUCUCUGACUUCUGUCUGUAACGCUGGAGAACAGCAGAUGCUGCAGACACCAGUGAAGAUGUUGAAGAACCCGAUUGAGAUGCGAGGAGAAAACACAGUAGAGGAGCAACUGAGUGAUGAAGAAGAUGAUGAAAUCACAGCAGAGGUACAAGAGAUUGAUGAAGAAGAUUAUUAUGAUGAUGAUGAUGAAAAAAUCACAGCAGAGGAACAACCGAGUGAAGAUGAUAAUGAUGAUGUCAUUCCUUCAGAGUUGAUGGAAGAGCAAGAGGAACCUCAAGAGCUGAAUGAAGUGGAGGAGAAACUUCAGGAUCAGAAACAUCAUGAUUUAAUACCUGGAAAAACAUCUUCGAGUGGCUCAAAGUCUAAGAAGCGCAGAAGAAGAGCAGCCAAGAAAUCUUUCUCCUGCUCUCAGUGUGGAAAGAGUUUCACAAAUGACGGCAAUCUUAAUACACACAUGAGAGUUCACACUGGAGAGAGACCUUACACGUGCCAUGAGUGUGGGAAUUGCUUCACUACUAAAGGAAACCUUAAUAAGCACACACGCAUUCACACAGGUGAAAAGCCUUACACGUGUCAUCAUUGUAGAAAGAGUUUCACACAAAAAGAGCAACUUGUCAGACACACAAGAGUUCACACUGGCAAGAAGCCCUUCUCGUGCCAUCAGUGUGGGGAAAGUUUUGCAUCUGCAGACCAUCUCCAAGAUCAUCUCUGCUUGUACUCUGGAGAAAGGCCAUUUCAAUGUGAUCAGUGCGGUAAAACGUUUGUAAAGGCAAAGUUUCUAAAACAACACCUGAAAAUCCACACCAAAGAAAAGCCUUACAAGUGUUCUCUUUGUGGAAAGAGUUUUGCAUGCUCGUUCUACUUUAAAGUGCACCAGAAAACGCAUACCGGUGUGGUGGCUAAUAAGUGCUUUAAAUGUGAGAAGAUCUUUACUUCAGCCGGCCAGUUGACCGUGCACCUUAAAAUCCAUUCUGGGGAAAAACCUUUCAAGUGCUCACAAUGUGAAAAGAGUUUCACUCGGUUGGAAAACUUGAAAACACACGAGAGAAUCCAUACUGGAGAGAAACCUUACCGCUGUUUUUCAUGUGGUAAAAGUUUCAAACAAUCUGGUCAUCUACAGAAACACUUAAAAAAUCAUUGCCCAAGCAGUCAAACUGAUCAAAAUGAAUCUUUAAGCCCAAUAAUAUGAAGUAAAUAGUUCUCCCAAAACAACAGCAUGAUCUAAGAUUAAUACUUGGAGGUCUUCCUAUUUGGAGAACUGAAUUUGAGUGGGAUCGCUCGUCCGAUUAUGAGUGGGCUGAUUAAUAUUUUUACGGAAACCAAAGAAACUUGUAAUUAGGGCUGUCAUGAUUAUGAACAAUUCACCGAAACAAUUAUGAUUAUGACGAUUAAUUGUCAUGCAAAUUGCCACAUUAAAAACAUAAUUUAUUCAUAUUUAACUUGCAAUCAUAAAAUAUGUCUGAUUUCCCUUAAAGCUUUAAAAACGUAUGAAUCGCAUGAAAAUAAUAAUUUCAAUAUAUUUCCAAAUGCUUAAAAUAUGUCUCUCCAUUUUGGACAGUUUUAGUCAUUGUCCAUUUAACAUUUACAAUGUUGGUUUUGGAACGACGCCAUCUUUAAUAGCUAUCGUAUUGUAUUGUGCAAUAGUUAAAAACAAAUCUGUCCUAAAUUCUUUACUUUCACAUGUUAGUUUAAGGCUGUCUAAUGAAGGGGUU
Messenger RNA from Xyrauchen texanus (razorback sucker), 2059 nucleotides. Its product is annotated as zinc finger protein 501-like. The record is from RefSeq and is a predicted model, not a curated record. Gene Ontology annotation, cellular component: nucleus. The transcript is spliced from 4 exons. The coding region runs from base 55 to 1536 and encodes 493 amino acids. NCBI's taxonomy places the organism in Eukaryota, Metazoa, Chordata, Actinopteri, Cypriniformes, Catostomidae.